Cladophialophora bantiana CBS 173.52 is the source of this 729-nucleotide messenger RNA. RefSeq lists its product as uncharacterized. The transcript has a single exon. Bases 1 to 729 code for a protein of 242 amino acids. The record is from RefSeq and is a predicted model, not a curated record. Lineage: Eukaryota; Fungi; Ascomycota; Eurotiomycetes; Chaetothyriales; Herpotrichiellaceae.
AUGGCGGACUCAACAACUCAUCCGGUGGGUAACAACCCCUUCAUGAAACGGGCGUACGCUCUCUCGAGCGCGGCCCAGGCGCGCGAUCUGUACGACGAGUGGGCGGCGGAAUACGACAAGGACCUCGAGGCGGAGGCAUACGCCGCCCCCAAGCUCGCCACGCAGGCACUCGUCGAUGCGCUCGACGGCGAAAGAAGCCACGGCUACGGUCACGCUCACGGUCCCGGUAGUCGCCGGAAUGAACGGGACCAGCAGCUCGCAGGGCUCCAGAUCCUGGACGCAGGCUGCGGCACGGGCCUGGUCGGGCUACAGCUGGCACGCUUCGGCGCGCAGGGCGUCACAGGCCUGGACAUCAGCCCGGGCAUGCUUUCUGUUGCGCACCGCACAAAUGUCUACGGCGCGCUCGAGCAGGCCGAUUUGUCAAACCCGAUCGCGAAGCCAGACGAAUCCUUUGACGCGGUUAUCUGCGUCGGCACGCUGACGCGCGGACACGUGGGGCCGCAGGUCGUGCAGGAAUUUGUGCGCCUCGUGAGACGCCGCCGAGGCCUCGUCGUCGCUACCGUGCUCGACGAUAUCUUCGAGAGCGCCGGGUUCGGCGCAGAGGUCAAGCGCCUGCGGACUGCCGAUGCCGACAACAAUGCCAAAAUCGAGGUCUUGCGCUCAGAUGUGGUCGGGUUGAGAUCGUCGACUAAUGUCGGCGGAAGGCUGCUCGUGCUUCGAAGGUUGUGA